UGGUGAAGUGGUACUGCACAGGACUGCGGUUGCCAUGGUACAGCGUCAGCCGUAGGACUGGAGCUAACAUCUAAGUGUGGAGCCUAAAAAGACCACAACAUCUGAAUGCUGUUCUUUGGCUGGCAGGGAUUAUUUGUCUUUCCGUUUCACUGUGGACAGUAACAGCAGUGGCUGUUUCCGAAAAGGAAGACGUCUAUUCCUUUUCCCUAACGGUAGCUAAUUUGGCUAAACUUCAUGCUAUACAGAUAUAGUGAACAGGGGGCCAGUAACGACAAGAUAAACCCAUGAUGAUGAUGUGCACAUGAUCAUGGCAGAUAGGGAGAAAAGUACAUGUGCAGUCUCUGAAUAUGUCUACAUAUGCAGCUUAUUGCAGUCGGGCAUUAAAAUUGGCCAUUUAAUGAAUCACUGGAGCACAUGGGAGCAGUCAGCACAUAGUGUCUUCUCAAAGUAACAAGAUGGAAUCUGAAAACACCACUCACCAGUUCGAAGACAACAGAGAUGUUCAUCUAAGUCGCCAGUCUCUGCAGAGUACAAAGACAGAUUCCCGGGCAUCAUCUUCUCAAAAACAGAUAUGCAACAAGAACUCCAAUGACAAGAUCAGGGAUGAAGAAGAAAAGGAGGAUUACGUAGAGAGUAGGUCUAAAACUCGGAUCUGGCAUCCGGACCCAGAUAGGGACCAAAUUUCAGAUGAUGGACGGAAAAGUGCUGGAUCUUUUUACUCGGAUGACUAUGAGAAUGAGUCUCCCUCAGAGCGCUCACUCUCACCGUACUCCCGGUCUCGAACCCCAUCCCCUAUUCCUAAAAGAAGUGUGCGUGGAAAGAGGAAUUCUACCAGCCCCCUGUAUAAGACAGGUGGUGUGGUGCGCCGGGGUGCACCUCGCCCACAGCGUCCUGGCGGCCAACACAUGCCCCAACAGCAUCGUAGAGGAGUCCGCUCACAAAGUAAAGAAUCCUUACCUCCUAAAGACCUGGACCUGGUGACUAAACGAAUGCUUUCAGCCCGCCUGCUGAAAAUUAAUGAAUUGCGUAAUGCUCUUGUUGAGCUUCAGCAACGCACUGAUGAGCUGCAGAAGGAAAAUCGAAUACUCCGACAACUCCAGGUACGUCAAGAGAAGGCUCUGCAGCGCUAUGAUGACACAGAAAGUGAGAUUUCCCAGCUGAUAUCACGCCACUCCAAUGAGACCCAUGUUCUACGUGAGCGGCUCAGGCGCACUCAGGAACGUGAACGGGCUGUCGAGCGGCGGUUGAAGGACAGUGAAGAGCAGCUGCAGAGAAGUAAGGCCACGAUUGUUCGGCUCAAGAAGCUGGUUGACCAGAGAGAGUUGGGAGCCAGGGAUGAGCUGAGUCGCAAGCUAGAUGAAGAGAGGGCUCGAGGGCAAGAGGCAGAACACAAGAUUAAGGAGCUGGAACGCAGCAUGGAGCUGAGCACCGGCAGCUUCCACAGGCAGCUGGCUGCAGAGAAGAAGAAGACCAUCAGUGCCCAGGAAGAGAUCAGGACUCUGCAGGAGGAGCUGGGUCAAAUGACCAAUAAACUCAAGGAGAAAGAAAGAGAACUAGAUGCUAAAAACAUUUACGCCAACCGCAUGGCAAAACCCCCACAAAGAAGAGAUGCUGACACCGGCAUAAAGCGAAAGGUCUCUAGCAGGAACAGCACAAAGGCAGUGCAAACAGAAGCUCGGACGUCUAGUCCAGAUUUCCCCACGCCUCCCCCUGCCAUCACUGAUGGCAACGAGUACAGCGAAUCAGCUCCUGACGAUUACUUGUCACUCAAGCAGGAGUUUGACAGAGUGGGCCAACAUUCAGAGAUAAACGACAGGCAUCAAGACCAGGAACAACAGAAGAUGACUGACAGAGAACAAGGACAAGGGAGUGCCUUUGUGAAGGAGAAAGAUUGUGAGAGGAGACAACCACAGCAACUGAACCAGGAGCUUAAUGUAUUUGAAGAGAAGACGAAGAAACAAAGAAAUCAAUCAGAGAAGGAAAAAGAUGAUGACCGAAGUAGGAGAAGUUCCUUAUUCAACCAGAAGGAGGAGGAGAAAAUCACAAAGCGUAGCCAUGUGCAGGAGGAGGUGGAGAGGUGGAACCAGGAGGCUCUGGCCAAUCAGCAAACAGCAGAUGAAGCUCGGCGCAAAAAAGAACAUCUCCUGGCUAAGAUGCGUGAAAUAGACCGCCAAAACCAGGCAGUACAGGAUACUAUUUUUGAUGUUACAAGUCCUACUAAUAAUUCCUCUGGGCAGAGAAACCCUGCCACUUCAAUUUUUAGCCUCACAGCAACAGAGGAGACUGCAAGUUCACUAGGUGUUACCGACAGUCGGGAGUAUGGAAGGAGAAGACCAGAUGUAGAGAGUGGAGGAGUCACAACAGGAAUGGGGAGAAGAGCAGUCCGAUCCCAAAACUCCACUGACAGCAUGGCAUUCGGAGCCUAUGCGCCCUCGUUCGGACUUUCAGCUUCACGAGGCACUUCAAGCUUCUCUCCAACACCGCCCAAAGAGGACAGGGACUCCGCAUUAGAGGCAAUAGGAAUAUUUAGUCUCAGGAAGAUGGACACGGAAAAGGAGAAAGAGACCGAAAGGGCCGGGGCAAAGGGUAGAAAGUCCAGUUUAAUGCACCAACUGUUUGGUACCCUGGCCACACCUGCUGGUGACAUGAACACAUCCAAUAAAAUGGAGAUGCUCAGCAGUCCUCCGCCCACCAAUGGGGUGCGUUCAAGAAGGGAAGGAUUAAACAGCUUCAACUCAGGGCCUUCAACUCCUCCAGCAUCCUCCAUAAACACCCUACAUGUAGCAGAUAGCAAACCUGCCAUCUGUGCAAUCACUUCAUUUGAUGAGGAUAUAGAGGAACUCACUUUAUGAAAUUCGUUUAGAUUUAGUCGAUCUGUUUCUAAACCAACAGUUGCAAUGUGAUACAGUAAUUUAAUUCUUCAUAUAUAAGUGCUAUUUACACACAACACUAUUAUUUUCUAAAUCUAAGUUAAACAUAAUUACUCAGAAAUCUUCUCAGUGUUAUUUUUAACUAUUUGUUGUGUUUUAUUUGUAGUCAAAUAUAACUCCCUGAUCUUGUUUUGACAGAUUCAUUUCAUAUUAGUUACACAGUUGUAUUGUGAAAAUAUUGGCUUUUAAUGCCACUUGUUCUAUUCUGGUGGUAUGACUGAUCUGUGAACAUUGUAUGGUCAGGAUCCAAACCCAUUUGGUCUAAAACUGUACACAAAAUAAAGGCAUAGUAACACAAAUCAGAAGGCAAACAAUAGUCUCAGUGGAAGUCAUAUUAUACUAUUAUCAUAUAUUUGUAAGUAACGCUCAUUGCUGGUUGUAAUAUACAGUGCAGCCAGUUUUUAUGAUCAUUAUUUAUCACUAUAUGAUAUGACAAACUCACACCUUAUUGAUUUUUUUUUUUAAGUUCAUGUCAUUGAGGCUAGAUGCUGUUGUGCAAAUUAAAUUAUUAACUAACUAUAAAUAGUCACCUUUAGGUUUUCUGACCUUUUGGGUGCUAUGUACAGUGGC
Sphaeramia orbicularis (orbiculate cardinalfish) is the source of this 3500-nucleotide messenger RNA. It is a transcript of the gene lca5, whose product is annotated as lebercilin LCA5. The coding region runs from base 456 to 2852 and encodes 798 amino acids. Gene Ontology annotation, cellular component: axoneme. The record is from RefSeq and is a predicted model, not a curated record. Lineage: Eukaryota; Metazoa; Chordata; Actinopteri; Kurtiformes; Apogonidae. The transcript is spliced from 11 exons. Gene Ontology annotation, biological process: intraciliary transport.